GUCUCUAAGUAGCUGUCUCAAACAGGCUUUUUUGUGGAAUCAAGCGCUGUGAUCUUCAAGUUAUGCAAACUGCAAUGUAAAUGCUUUACUUCUAUGUGGUUGUUUUGGUUAUGUGGAACAGGCAUUAUAGCUAAGGAUUGAUUUAUGCAAUCGUUUUGUUGGUAGAAAAGUGGGAGAAGUUUGAAAUUGUGAUCCCCGACACGAUGACUGAGUGUUUGCGCAAAGCGACUCUCUCGAUGUAACUUUCUUUUUAACAUUUCAGAAAUGGUAGCGUCUCUUUUAUGUUUUAGCUUAUAAUCAGCUGAUAAUCUGCUGAUUUGACACACUGAUUUUUUUUAAAAAAUAAUAGACUUAAAAAAGAAUUUUGUGGAAACAAAAAAUAAUUGAAACAAUAAUUAUUUUUGAGAAAACAAGGCGUAACAAAAAUAAUUAUUUGUUGAAUUGCCACCUUUUUUUAAGACAAAAUAUGGUAUACACAGAUAUUAUCUUGUCUUGGGAAUAAAAAAUAGUUGUCGCUGGUCGUCUAAGACCGCUGGCCAUCAGCAUUAAAAUCAUAAUUUUGAUGCAAAAAUGCAGAUACUUGCGAAGUGACAAGGUUGUGUAAGUUAGCUAGGUGACUGUUGGAUGUAUUCUACUUGAUAUUCGUUGUUAAUUUUGUAAUAAUGACCAGUUCUUUUGAAACGAAUCUAGUAAAAUGUAAAGUGUUAUCUGAAUUUUCUUCUAAAUGAUUUAAAGAAUGUACAGAAAUGGAAUUAUUCUGCUUCUUGGUCGAAAAUUGUCCUCAAGAAAAAGUCUACCAAUUGUAACUAUGUUUUCAAAGGCUGAAGGAUGCUCAUUAUGUGAUGAUGCAAAAGAGGUUAUGAUGAAGUUUAAAAAAAAAUUUAUAUACGAAGAGGUGGACAUCACAGCUAAUGGAAACCAGAAAUGGUUUAAUAAGUAUAAAUAUGACAUACCUGUCAUCCACAUAAAUAACCAGGAAGUUAUGAGACACAAAGUGUUCGAAAAACCAUUUUUAGAAGCUUUAAAACAAGCUGAAUCAAGAAUCAGUUAAUAUUCGGUUGGAACAUGUUAUGACUCAUCUCACUGCAUACCACAGGCCUCCCACAUGUCCUGUAUUACCUGUAUUUCCUGUAUUUGGCAAAAGUGUCCUGUAUUGUCCUGUA
This is a messenger RNA of Hydractinia symbiolongicarpus, 1163 nucleotides long. Its product is annotated as glutaredoxin-like protein C5orf63 homolog. The record is from RefSeq and is a predicted model, not a curated record. Bases 737 to 1051 code for a protein of 104 amino acids. The transcript is spliced from 3 exons. Lineage: Eukaryota; Metazoa; Cnidaria; Hydrozoa; Anthoathecata; Hydractiniidae.